AUGUCCUACGUUUUUGUAAACGACUCUUCCCAGACGAAUGUGCCACUGCUGCAGGCUUGCAUUGAUGGAGAUUUUAACUACUCCAAACGACUGCUAGAGAGCGGGUUUGACCCAAACAUUCGUGACAGCCGAGGCCGAACUGGCCUUCACCUUGCUGCAGCCAGAGGAAACGUAGACAUCUGUCAACUCUUGCACAAGUUUGGUGCUGACCUACUAGCCACUGAUUACCAAGGUAACACAGCCCUUCACCUGUGUGGGCAUGUGGAUACCAUCCAGUUCCUAGUUUCUAAUGGACUUAAAAUUGAUAUUUGCAACCACCAAGGUGCAACACCGCUUGUUCUUGCAAAGCGAAGGGGUGUGAAUAAAGAUGUGAUUCGACUGCUGGAAUCUUUAGAGGAGCAAGAAGUGAAAGGAUUUAACAGAGGAGCUCACUCAAAGCUGGAAACAAUGCAAACUGCUGAAAGUGAAAGGUAUUUACAAACAAAGCUAAUUACUCGGAGAGAUAAUGGCUUUUAG
Messenger RNA from Merops nubicus (carmine bee-eater), 516 nucleotides. RefSeq names its product ankyrin repeat domain 46 (gene ANKRD46). Lineage: Eukaryota; Metazoa; Chordata; Aves; Coraciiformes; Meropidae. Gene Ontology annotation, molecular function: protein binding. The transcript has 2 exons. The record is from RefSeq and is a predicted model, not a curated record. The coding region runs from base 1 to 516 and encodes 171 amino acids.